Messenger RNA from Cooperia oncophora, 321 nucleotides. Lineage: Eukaryota; Metazoa; Nematoda; Chromadorea; Rhabditida; Trichostrongylidae. The record is from the annotation of a GenBank genome assembly.
AUGACUGCACAACAGAUCCCCGAUGUACAGGAGGCGUGCUAUUUGAGGAGCAGGUUGCCUUGCGCAUUAUGGUUUUACUCGCCCAAAAGGGAUGAUGUUGUGGAAGCUCAAAACGAUCGGGGAGCUGGGACAAAGAAUGAAUCCCAGCAACUGCGCCAUGCAUUUGUUGCACCUGUCUUGUCGAACAUGCUCUACAAGUUUCUAGAAGAGGAACAAAACGCACUUGUGAGUAAGCAUCACUUAUGCUCCCGUGUCAGAGAGGAAGCCUCUGCCACAGCACGAAGGAUCAUGCUCAGCAACUUCACGGAACGCGAACGCUAA